CAUGCCGGCCAAAGUGACAGAGAGUUUGUUUUGCAUCUCCAGCUGUUGAAGUAUUUGUCAGACGCUUGUUGUGUGCCAAAAAUUCAAUUGUCACGGAUUUGGAGUAAAUAUUCGUUCCUAAGCAAAAAAAGUCAUGGGAAGAGAGUGCAUAGUUACGACUUGUUCGGGUCGGUGCCCGAAGUAUUGCACUUUGCCAAGUGAUAAAAAUAUACGAGAGGCGUGGCUAACGAUUCUGGAACGAAGAGAUUUAUUAUAUAGCCAGAGACUUCACUAUGUUUGUUAUCUGCAUUUUCGGCCGGAAAUGUUCAUUGGCAAAAAAGUAUUACCCACGGCAAUCCCUUUCCUCGACAAAUCAAUGAAAACCGAUUCAGCACCAGAAGAACUGAACGAUGAAGGCUACCCAGUAGACCCAAGUGACAUUCGCUCAAUGCAAAUACUGUGGGCACAAAGGAAGAAACAGAGUAUCAAAGCUAAAAGUCGAUGUCGGAGCAUUCGAAUUGUACUUGAAAAGCAGGACGCAAGAAUAAAAGAUCUACAGGAGCAAAUUGCCCAAUUACGGUACAAAAGAAAAAACAAAUUGUUUGACUGGUCAAAUGUAGAAGCAGCUCACUUAAUAAGCAAAAUAUUCGAAAAAUGCGAGCCAAUAAGUUCUGUUCAAAAUCAAAACUCGGAUAACAAUAAACCUGAAGCAAGUACAGAAACGACUGAUCUACCCAACAAACCUAGUAAUAGUUGUAGUAAUUCCAACUCGUUGACUGAUAUCGCCAGCGGAAAUGAAGAGAUGUCCCUAACUUCGCAAACAGAUACAUCAAAGUGUUUAUACACGAUGGAUUUCCAUCGAUUCGCCGUAACCUUGUUUUUCUUUUCACCUAAAACCUAUUUCCUCCUCAGCAAUAUGUUCCAAUCUAUCUUCCCCAAUCGAAGUUACAUCCACCAAUGGGUCAGUGCUGGACAUAUGGAGAAGCUAUUUCCUCGCGGAAUAAAUCAUAAAGAAUUUAAAUAAAAUGUCGAUUUAAUUAUUACGUAGUAAUGGAUUUUAACCAGUUGUUUAUAGGUAAAUGGAAUUAUAUUAAAAACAAAGAUCUAUUCUUUAAAAACAAAUACAGUAUCUAAAAGUGCAUUGAGUAAGUCAUUGUUUAGUCGGA
Hermetia illucens (black soldier fly) is the source of this 1145-nucleotide messenger RNA. RefSeq lists its product as uncharacterized. Bases 134 to 1003 code for a protein of 289 amino acids. The record is from RefSeq and is a predicted model, not a curated record. The transcript has 4 exons. Lineage: Eukaryota; Metazoa; Arthropoda; Insecta; Diptera; Stratiomyidae.